GCGACGAUGGAGGAGUGCAAAGAUAUUUCAAUAGCGCUCAGUCCUGACUUCUGUCCUAGUUUCCGACUGGGUUCCAGGAAGUUGUUGUCUGUGAUCCAGGAAACCUCUAUGUCUUUCUCCCCUGCACCUACAACCUCCCCUGACUGCAUAGUCAACAUGAGUAAUCUUAGUUCCUGUGAUGGCGAGACUCCAAAACGUUGCCUGAAUAUGUCAAAUCUGAGUAAUGGCAGUGAGGCAUCAACAUCCCCGGAGUACGUAGGCAGAGGUUUAUGCCUCGACUCGCCUGGCCUAACCGAUGUACAAUUGGAAUUCAAGCAGCCCACAGGAAGAACACAGCCGCUUCUGCCUAAGGUCCUCUGUAGCAGUCCGAUGUUCAGUGAGUCUGGCUGUUGGAGCCCGGUUCAGGACCGUGUGGAUUUCCAAAGCCUUGGGCACAACAAGGAAAAUAUGGACUUUGAGAUGGCGGGGACCAGCAGCCCUAUGUUGACGGAAUCUCUCGGGCUGGAUGACAGCGCGAACGUUGGUGGCGUGUGCGAGGUGUUUUCGGAGCUGUCGCAGUGUGACACUGAGGGAAAUAAGAACAUGACUCUGUCAUCCAGCCUGGCUGCCCUUCUCACCAGCGAUAUCCUGAUCCGGACAAUGGGCAUGAACGCAGUGCCAGCCUGCAAGAGUAGGCCAGGCUUGUUUCGGUCGCCAUCCAUGCCGGAGAGGCUCCACAGGCCUUUCCUGAAAAGACCGGAGCGGGCUCGGGAAAUGGACUGUCCAGUGAAGACUAAGCGGCAGAAGAGUUUGGACAGCCCCCUGGAGGAUGAGGAUCAGGAGAGGAGUGGAAACCGACCCUUGAGACGAGCUAUGACCACCUGCAAUGUCGAUGUGACCAAGGUUCUUGAUGAGGAGAGGAAUGCCACUGAGCUGAUAGGAAACUUUUCCAAAGUGUAUGCAUUACCCACAGUAAUGGGUAAGCAUGGCGAUUUGAAAUACAUCUCUCCAGAAAUGAUGGCGAAGGUUCUACAUGGAGAAUACGAUCACCUUUUGGAAGGAUUCUACAUCGUUGACUGCCGCUACCCUUAUGAGUUUAAAGGAGGACAUAUCCGGGGCGCCCUGAACCUGCACAAAGCUGACGACUGCAUCGACUAUUUCUUCCAGAAGCCUGUUGUUCCCAAAUCUGACGACAAGAGGUUGAUCGUCAUUUUCCACUGUGAAUUUUCAUCGGAGCGCGGACCGAAGAUGUGUCGUUUGCUGCGGGAGGAGGACAGAAAUCUGAACGAAUACCCGAACCUGUACUAUCCAGAGCUCUACAUACUGAAAGGAGGCUAUAAGGCUUUCUUUCCUCAGUUCAUGAAUUACUGUGACCCUCCAACGUACUGUCCCAUGGACCAUGAAGACUUCCAGGAGGAGAUGCUGAAGUUGCGGAAAAAGAGCAAGUCCUGGGCGGGAGAGCGUCGGAGGCGGGACCUCAUCUCCAGAUUGAGGAAGAUGUGAUUGGCUGAGAAGAACACCCAAUGGGAACCCCUCUUGCCUUUUUGAUUUGCACUGCCCUUCCCAAGGUUGCCUCCAGCCUGGCACCAAACUGCUGCUGAUCUUCCAAUUCUCACGUGACUCAACACAGCAGAGAAAGGUCUCUAUGGCCAUCUGAAUCCUGCAAUGUCAAAAAGCAGGAGGAUUAUUGCCAUGAGUAGAAUUGGAACAGAAUAGGUUUGGAAUAUCAAGAGUUUUUUUCUUUGUUUUAACGCUGCUAUCAUUUCAAAGAAAUUUAUUUUAAGGAUAACCAUCUUAGUAGAAGCUCCUAUUUUUUGACCUUUUUUUUGUGAUGUUCUUUCUCCCCUACCCCCUUGGUCAGCACAGAUUGGUAGCCUCGCCAAUGCAUUGCCGUGCUGUAAAUUCCCAAUCUUAUGAUUCAGUUAGGAGACCAGCUGUAUCUCCACCUCUUUCCUCUUCCACCCCACAGUUACCCCACAGGCAGGAUUACAAUGCUGGGAUCUGCCAGUUACAGUAGACUUAGCCUGUGCACCAUGAGCAGAUGCUGCCAAACCAUAUUUGUCGUAUUCUGUCCCUUCACAAGAACAAUUCCAUAUGGUACCUGCCCCUGGACCCCCUCAGAACAUCUGUGGUAGAUGAGUGUCAUGCAAUGAGCAGUGACUGAGAUGGGCUGCUAUCACAGUCCUGUUUCUCACUAUAUCGCACCAUGGAUAAACUGGCAGCUUUCUGUACCUGACCGCUAUCAAAGUGAGAAGAUCUGAAGAAGAAGACACUCAGCUGUCUUCUGAACACUAAGCAAGAAGAUUUAAAAAAAAAAGUUGGAAAUUCUCAGCAGAUCUGACAAAACCUUUUUGGAGCCUUGUGACUUUUGUCCGUUUCAUAAGAACUGCCUCGCAAGGUUAAUUUUGUUUUUCCUCUCUCCACAGAAGCUGCCAGACCUGCUGAGUUUCUCCAGCUUUCUCUGUUUGUUUGUUUCAGAUUUCCAGCACCUGAGAGAUUUUGCUUUUUGCUUUUGAAAAAGAUCUGAACAGGCUGCCAUGAGAAAGUGACAUGGCGGGACUUGCGCUGUGAUGGUUUGAUGGUGAAGUACACAGUGGCAUGACCUGAUCCUGAUCCUGGUCCUGCCUGAUGUAUAUGUCGCAGCUGGGAUCACUGGACCGUGAACUUUACAACAUGUUACUUGUGACCUCCUCUCCAGUGCAUCACCCUGUUGCCUUGGUCAAUAUCAACUAAUGCAAUACAACACUUUGCUUCCCCAACAGUGGUGUACUUGCCCUGCUCACAUGUACCAGCAUGUACUGUGGGUCUGAUAUCCAAAAUACUGUCAGUAUCUGUGUAUAAUGCAGAAGAAAACACUUGGCUCUUACAACAGCACACUGGUUUCCAUGACUUUUAUAUGAAUGAAAUUGCUAGAAUCUUGACUUCCUUGCCAUAAGAGCUCUGUUUUCUGCUUCCAGGUACAGAAAACUAAAAAGAAUUGUGAUCCUAAUUACUGAAAAUCGGUAACAAGGCUAACUUUUUUUAAAAUUUAAAAUCCUUUUGUUUUCUACCCGCCUCCUCCUCCUUCUGAAGUUGCAUCUCUCGCUAAACUACCAUUAGCCGUCCAUACAAGUACCCAUUCUCCCUAAGGACUGGAUUGCAUUGAACUCUUCUGCUCCAUUGUCAAAACUUUUUGGGGGGGUGAAAUUUGUUCCUGUCUUCCUCUGUUGGCCAAUGAAUUCUUGCAAAAUUCACUGGAUAGUGAACACAGAUUUUCCCAGUUUCCUGAUGCUGCUGCACUAUCCCAAAGUUUAAGUGUCAGCAUAAUGCUAGAGGUCCAACUGCCACCUUGCGAAAACGUAAGAACUGGGUACAUUCGGAACCCUCUUUGCCUUUUACAUCAUUUAGGAGUCUUUGGAAGGGUCAGAUUUUACUGUUGUAUUUAAACCCAUGUAACCUAGGCUAGUGACUAGCAGUUUGAUUCCAGUUUUUAACUGGACAUGGAAUUUUUUUUAAAUUGAAGGAGCACCGCUCUGAAAGGGUUUUUAUUUCAAGAAAAAAGUAAUGUAAUGUAGCACAAGUGUUUUUAAAGUUUUAAUAAUUUGAUCUUUUAUUUCAAGGGAUACACAUUACAGUCAUGCUAAACGGGCUGUAAUAAUGAGUAGGAUGCUGGGGAAAAAAAACUGUUCAGAAAUGCUGAUUCAGAGUAACCGGACAGAAGAAACGUGUGUAAAUUAGAUUGAGGUGAGGUGUGUUCGCCUGGUUAAUGGCCAAUGGAAAUACUUGUGGCAUUGACCAUUUCUCUUCGUUGGUUUCUAUUGUUUGGGAAACCACAUUAGGUGCAUCUUUUAAAAAAAAAACAUAGAGCAGCCCAUUGCUGUUGGGAAUCCAUCUUCUACUCUCACACCCGUCUCCCUUCCAAUAGCGAGAGCACUGCUUCAGCAGUGCUAGCUCCAGCCAGUAUUGUUAAAACCCUUGAGCAACAGUAUUAAUAUUCAACUUAGAUUACACAAAAUGUGCUUUGAAUCAUUUCACAUAAAUUAGAUCUUGAUUAGGUAGUAGACAUUUUCCCGUACGUGGCAAUGAUUACUUUCCAUUGAAAAGUUCAGGAUCUAUCUUUGCUGGGAUCCAUGAUGUAGUUGAUCAGAUCCUGUGACCUAUUGGUGCUAUGGGACAUUAAGCAUUAAGUGACUUUCCCGAUUUGUGUGCCGGCGUGCACAGUCUGCUUAUUUCUUCAUCCAGUAUCUACAUCGAUGACAUCUUCCUGCAUUGCCUUUGGACAUGCAUCAGAGUUAGAGGGCUCAGCGACACGUGUGUUAUUCCUGAGACCAUGUGUUUGCUUAGGGGCAGGUUCCCUUCUCUUGAGUUCACCUAGCCCUUUGUGAUUGGCCCAUCUCCGGGACAUUGUGUUUGGUUUCGGAGUAACUGUUUUGAAGCCAACGGAGAGAUCUCGUUCUCUCGCUCUCUAACUGAGAUUGUGAUAUCCAUGAUGAAAGGAGCAGCGUCAGGGUCAAACACGGUCCUCAUGGACCAGUGGUACCUAGCUAGAAAGUAAUUGAAUGCAGAUAGUUGUCUCUGGGUGAUAACUAUCCUCUUAACCACGUCCUUUUGUCCCUUAGAAAGCAAAGGACAUCUUACUCCAAAACAUUUCUAAAGCUUUAUAAUCAACUUGCUAUCUCUGUAUUGCUGUCUGAGGUUUUCUUUUAAUAUAUUGUAUUGUAGUUCCUACAUUUUAGGUCAGUGCUACGCAUUGGUGUAUUCUUCCGUAAAUAUCGUUUUUGUUGAUCUUUCUUAUGUGGUCAUCAAUUUUCUUCUUUUACUUUUAAUCCUCCUUUUAACUGUCACUGCCUUUUUAAAAUAUCAAACUCAUAAUCUCCAGUGUCCCUGUUUGAUGCAAUACUGAGCCAGUUAGAGCCACCAGAUGCUUGCCAGUAUUUCAGUUCAAUAUCUGUGUGUAAACUAUUUUAAUUUAAAUGUAACUUGCAGUCUGGGGAUGGUGAUACACUUCAAUUUGGUGCGUGCAAUAAAACC
Molecule: messenger RNA, 4989 nt
Organism: Rhincodon typus (whale shark)
Lineage: Eukaryota; Metazoa; Chordata; Chondrichthyes; Orectolobiformes; Rhincodontidae
Product: M-phase inducer phosphatase 1-A-like
Exons: 14
Coding region: 7-1482 (491 amino acids)
Biological process (GO): positive regulation of G2/M transition of mitotic cell cycle; protein dephosphorylation; G2/M transition of mitotic cell cycle
Cellular component (GO): nucleus; cytoplasm
Molecular function (GO): protein tyrosine phosphatase activity
Source: RefSeq, a predicted model, not a curated record